CUGGACGCGAGUUCCUGACGCAGCGUCCCGGAGCUCUGAGGGGGUCUGCCUGUGUUUUUCUAUAGUAGAGCUCCCCCUUACCCCGCGUUCCCACUACCAUAGGCUGCCGGGAGAAUGGUGGCCCGCCUGCUGAUACGUGCCUGGCCUCGGGCUCCUGCUGUUGGCCCUGGAGUCCUUUGUCGAUCCCUCAGCGCAGACUCCGGGCCCGGUCAGUACCUGCAUCGCAGCAUCGUGCCCACGAUGCACUUCCAAGACAGCCUGCCCAGGCUGCCUAUCCCUAAACUUGAAGACACCAUUAGGAGAUAUCUCAGUGCACAGAAGCCUCUCUUGGAUGACAGUCAGUUCAGGAAGACAGAACAAUUUUGCAAGAGUUUUGAAAAUGGAAUUGGAAAAGAAUUACAUGAACAGCUGGUUGCUCAGGACAAGCAGAAUAAACAGACAAGCUACAUUUCAGGCCCCUGGUUUGAUAUGUACUUAACUGCUCGAGAGUCCAUUGUGCUGAACUUUAAUCCAUUUAUGGCAUUCAACCCUGACCCAAAGUCUGGGUAUAACGAUCAGCUUAUCCGGGCAACCAACAUGACUGUUUCUGCUGUUCGGUUUCUGAAGACACUUCGGGCUGGCCUUUUGGAGCCAGAAGUGUUCCACUUGAACCCUGCCAAGAGUGACACUGAGACCUUCAAGAGACUCAUACGCUUUGUGCCUUCCUCCCUGUCCUGGUAUGGUGCCUACUUAGUCAAUGCCUAUCCCCUGGAUAUGUCUCAGUAUUUUCGACUUUUUAAUUCAACUCGUUUACCUAAACCUGUUCGUGAUGAACUCUUAACUGAUGACAAGGCUAGACAUCUCAUGGUCCUAAGAAAAGGAAAUUUCUAUGUCUUUGAUGUUCUGGAUAGAGAUGGGAACAUUGUGAGUGCCUCUGAAAUCCAGGCUCAUCUGAAGUACAUUCUCUCAGAUAACAGUCCUGCCCCUGAGUUUCCACUGACAUAUCUAACCAGUGAGAACCGGGAUGUCUGGGCAGACCUCCGGCAGAAGCUGCUGAGUAGUGGCAAUGAGGAAACUCUGAGGAAAGUAGACACUGCUGCGUUCUGUCUCUGCCUGGAUGACUUCCCCAUUAAGGACCUUGUCCACUUGUCCCACAACAUGCUGCAUGGUGAUGGCACAAACCGUUGGUAUGAUAAGUCCUUUAACCUCAUUAUAGCCAAGGAUGGCACUUCCGCUGUCCACUUUGAGCAUGCUUGGGGUGAUGGUGUUGCAGUACUCAGGUUUUUUAAUGAAGUGUUUAAAGACAGCGUUCAUACUCCUGCCAUCACUCCACAGAGCCAGCCCGCCAGCACUGACUCUUCUGUUGCUGUGCAGAAACUCAACUUCAAGCUGACUGAUGCCUUAAAAUCUGGCAUCCGUGCUGCUAAGGAAAAGUUUGAUGCCACCAUGAAAACCCUCACCAUUGACUGUAUCCAGUUUCAGAGAGGAGGUAAAGAAUUCUUGAAGAAGCAGAAGCUGAGCCCUGACUCAGUGGCCCAGCUGGCCUUCCAGAUGGCUUUCUUGCGGCAAUAUGGGCAGACAGUGGCCACCUAUGAGUCUUGCAGCACUGCAGCAUUCAAACACGGCCGCACCGAGACCAUCCGCCCAGCCUCCAUCUUCACAAAGAGGUGCUCUGAGGCCUUUGUCAGGACACCCUCCAAGCACAGCGCUGGGGAGCUUCAGCAGCUGAUGGCCGAGUGUUCCAAGUACCACAACACUCUGACCAAAGAAGCAGCAAUGGGCCAGGGCUUUGACCGACACUUGUUUGCUCUUCGGUACUUGGCAGCAGCCAGAGGGACUACCCUGCCCGAGCUGUACCUGGACCCUGCAUACGGGCAGAUAAACCACAAUAUCCUGUCCACAAGCACUCUGAGCAGCCCGGCGGUGAACGUUGGUGGCUUUGCCCCUGUGGUGCCUGAUGGCUUUGGUGUUGGGUAUGCUGUUCAUGACAACUGGAUAGGCUGUAAUGUCUCCUCCUACCCAAGCCGCAAUGCUCGAGAGUUUCUCCAAUGUGUGGAGAAGUCCUUAGAAGACAUAUUUGAUGCCUUAGAAGGCAAAUCCAUCAAAUCUUAGCUUCCAGGUGGGUGAAAACCCUCCAUUACUUUAUCAAUGUGGAAGUGCACUAUUUUAGCCAGUAGGUGCUAGUCUGUGAUUAAUGAACUAAAGAAAGAGGGGCCUGAGCAGCCAGUGCUGUAAGGUUUGAAAUCAUGUCUUUAAAGCUAAAUAUCUGAUUUUCUCAUGAGUAUAGAUCACAAUUAAAGAUUAUGUGACUUCAAUUUUAUUUCAAUAGAUGAGGAGGUAGGAUUGGAAAACUCUCGUAUUUAUUUUUAAAGCAGAAAUAAAAUUUGUUUGGAGAUGUUUCCUUAGUUUUUCAAUCUAAAUUCCUAAGUCCCCACAAGGAACGUGCAAUCAGUAAAUUCAUUUAUUCAGGUAAAAGUAAGCUCUCAUUGGCUUCCAUCUCCUCAAGUAAUGGUGAGAAACUUUCAUCCUCCCUGUGUCUCUCUCUUCUGGGACAUCCUCUUUCAAAAUUCUCUUCAUUUUUCUAAGGAAUGAAAUUUCAAUAAUAAUCUAAAUUGUUUGAAAGUGAUCUGUCAGCUAUUCCUAUCCAUCAAUAAUAGCACAAGACUCCAUUUAUUUAACACCUUUCAGUAAAGCAUUACUCUUCUCCAUUAUGCUUAUGAACCUCUUUGAUAUCUUUAAUUUCUAGUUAUUUUUGGAGGUAAGUUUUGUCACCAUUGUAAAUGGUAUCCUUUUCUUUAA
Messenger RNA from Condylura cristata (star-nosed mole), 2778 nucleotides. RefSeq names its product carnitine palmitoyltransferase 2 (gene CPT2). Lineage: Eukaryota; Metazoa; Chordata; Mammalia; Eulipotyphla; Talpidae. The coding region runs from base 115 to 2091 and encodes 658 amino acids. Gene Ontology annotation, biological process: fatty acid beta-oxidation. The record is from RefSeq and is a predicted model, not a curated record. Gene Ontology annotation, cellular component: mitochondrion. Gene Ontology annotation, molecular function: carnitine O-palmitoyltransferase activity. The transcript is spliced from 5 exons.